AUGCCUGCCCUAAGAUGGGGCAUUGCGAGCUGCUGUAAGGCCAGCUGCGAUUUCGCCGAAGCUUUGCUAUCGUUCCCCGAGGAAAAUCACGCGCUUCUUUCCAUAGCUUCAGCAAACAUGGAAGCUUCGGAAGAGUUCAGCCGAAAAUACCAGGUUCCUAACGCUUACGGCUCUUACGAUAAAUUGGCGGCUGACUUGGAAGUAGACAUAGUUUACGUUGCCGUCAUAAUCCCUAAUCACUUCAAGAUCACCAAAGCUAUGCUGAGCAAUGGAAAACAUGUUGUUUGCGAGACGCCUCUGAGUUUUUGCGAGAAGACCGCCAAAGAGCUGAUGAUACUGGCAAAAAUUAAAAAGGUUUUCCUUAUGGAAGCUAUGUGGACCAAAGUUUUUCCCGCUAUGGAUUUCCUGACCGAAGAAAUUGAGAGUGAUACCAUCGGUGAUGUGCAAUGGGUGGAGAUAACUUUUGGACGGUCGUCGUACAACAAAAAGGACAUAAAUUUGAAGGAGAUAUACAAAGGAGUAAUCAUGGACUUUGGCAUCUUCACUUUGGCCUUUCAAGACCACAUAUUUCGAAACAUGGUGCCUACUAAAGUGAUGACGUCCGGUCAUUUGAACUACCAGGACUCGGACGAGUCUGCCUGUUGCAUCAUGAACUACCCGGAAGGUAAAACUUGCGUUAUAGCAAUUCACACCUGCGUUGAUUUGCCCAAUGAAGCCAUUAUUAUCGGUACCAAAGGUACCAUAAGGAUACCGCACUUUUGGUUUCCGACCAAAAUCAUCAUGCCAGACGAGGUGAAGACUUUUCCUCUACCAGAUGAUUCCACGAAGGUUUCCAGAAGAGUUGCUUUCAAGUAUUUAAUCGAGGAGGUUGGAAAAUGCAUUGAGGAUGGGAAAUUGGAGAGCGAAAAACACUCACACGCCUCAACUUUACAGGUCAUUCAUUUCAUGGACGUUUGGAGGAAUCAACUAGAGGUUGUGUUUGAAGCUGAAGAGUGA
Messenger RNA from Brassicogethes aeneus, 996 nucleotides. Lineage: Eukaryota; Metazoa; Arthropoda; Insecta; Coleoptera; Nitidulidae. The record is from the annotation of a GenBank genome assembly.